This is a messenger RNA of Lolium rigidum, 1446 nucleotides long. Its product is annotated as protein SOSEKI 5-like. NCBI's taxonomy places the organism in Eukaryota, Viridiplantae, Streptophyta, Magnoliopsida, Poales, Poaceae. The record is from RefSeq and is a predicted model, not a curated record.
AUGGCGAGCUCCCGUGGCCGGUGGGCGAGCCCCGAGCGGACCGUCGUGUGGACGGAGCCGCCGCCCAAGACAUCCUCCACCGCCAGGCGCGCCGGUGCGUCGGCGCUGCCGACGAAGGUGGCCGUGGUGUACUACCUCUCCCGCAACGGCCAGCUCGACCACCCGCACUUCAUGGAGGUCGCCCUCUCCUCGCCCCAGGACGGACUCUGCCUCCGAGACGUGCUGGACCGGCUGACGGUGCUCCGGGGCGCCGGCAUGGCGGACGCCUACUCCUGGUCCUCCAAGAGGAGCUACAAGAACGGCUACGUCUGGCACGACCUCACCCCCGACGACCCCGUGCACCCCGCCAACGGCAACGAGUACGUCCUCAAGGGCUCCGAGCUGCUCGUCCUCCCGCAGCUCCCCGCGCGCCCGCGCGACGCCUCCACUUCCUCCUCCUCCUCCUCCACCUCGAGCUACCAAGGGGAAAACAACAAGAAGAUGCCGGCGGCGUCCAGGGCGUCCGGCCGGCGCAAGAACUGGAGCUCGUUCGACCUGGGCGAGUACCGUGUCGCCGCGGUCUCCCGCGGCGCCGACGCGCUCGCGGCGGACGCGGCCACGCAGACGGACGAGCGCCGGGCGGGCCGGCGCGGCCGGACCGCGCCGCCGGCGUCUGAGGAGCAGGAGGCGGCGGCGCGGACGGAGCUGGGCAUCGACGAGAUCUCGCCGCCGCCGUCGUCGAGCAGCCCCGACACGCUGGAGACGCUCAUCCAGCACGACGCCCGGCUCGCCCUCGCGAGCGCGGCCCCGACGCAGCCCGCCGCGGGGGCGGAGGUGGGCGUGAUCUCGGGCGGGCGGAUGCGCGCGUCGGCGGUGCUCAUGCAGCUCAUCUCCUGCGGCUCCAUCCCGGCGCCCGCCAAGCGUGACGGGGGGCAGGCGAGGUACGGCGCGGAGCGGCGGCUCCCGCGCGGGCGGUCGGACCUGAGCAGCAGCACGGGCACGGCCGCGGACGGGUUCUCCGGGCAGCAUUCCGGCGUGGGCGUGAGCAUGGAGCGGGAGUACUUCAGCGGGAGCCUCGUCGAGACCAAGAAGGCGGCGAGGGAUGACCGUGCCGGCGUCGGAGGCGAGCUCGGCGCGCUCAAGAGGUCGUCGUCGUACAAUGCCGACAGGGCAAGGGAUACGAUGAACACUAGCAGCUGCAACAAGUUUGAGCUGGCGGAGGAGGAGGUGGACGGCGUCCGUGCCCGGUGCAUCCCCGCCGGGAGGAAGCCCGGCAGCACCAACAGGGCAAGGGAUACGAUGAACACUAGCAGUUGCAACAAGUUUGAGCUGGCGGAGGAGGAGGUGGACGGCGUCCGAGCCCGGUGCAUCCCCGCCGGGAGGAAGCCCGGCAGCACCAACAGGUUACCGGCCAGCAGCCGGCGCAGCAGCCAGCCGGAACCUGCUGCGUUAACUGAAGAAAACUAG